GAUGAUGUGAAACAUAGGGUUACGUCUAAUUCCCUUCUACUUUUGAAAGUUUGAUCUCCACACAAGUGCGAGCAAGAUUGGACAUCACUGCCAAGAACCUUGAUAGUAUGAACUUCAUUUUGCAAAGAUUGCUGCUCAAAAGAUCAGUGAUUUACAGGCUGUUAAAGUCAAGUGUCUUUUUGGGCAAGAUAUCCAGUAGUACCUGGACAGCAACAGCAGUUUCACUUCGCCUUUGGUCAACGGCCGUUUCCGUUUGCAACUUCUGAUCCUUUGUCGGGAUUUAGGAUGCCCCCUAUAGGAAAUUGUAACAGUGAG
Acanthoscelides obtectus is the source of this 315-nucleotide messenger RNA. The record is from the annotation of a GenBank genome assembly. Lineage: Eukaryota; Metazoa; Arthropoda; Insecta; Coleoptera; Chrysomelidae.